Messenger RNA from Branchiostoma floridae (Florida lancelet), 1208 nucleotides. Its product is annotated as autocrine proliferation repressor protein A-like. The transcript has 10 exons. The record is from RefSeq and is a predicted model, not a curated record. NCBI's taxonomy places the organism in Eukaryota, Metazoa, Chordata, Leptocardii, Amphioxiformes, Branchiostomatidae. The annotation marks the transcript as partial.
CACCCCAACUUUACACCGCUUGCUGUCCACUGUCUUACAUGUAGGGUGUGACGUAUUUGUUCUAAUGUUUGGUCACAGAUUCGUACAAACAAACGUUUUGACCCCAAGAGCAUGACACAAAGUCCUUUCUUUGGAUAUAAAAUAAAUGCCCAUAGCUUGUGCUACUAGAUUCUAUACUCAUGUCUGCGGAGAGAGUUAGUACGGUUCUGUCCCUCCUGCUGUUUGUGGUGGUCAGUGUUCCGCCCGGCGUACUGACCACCCCACUGGACGACUACGUCAACAAGCCGGACCCUCACUACUCCUACCACGAGGUGUUGGAAUGGCGUCUGAAGGGUCCCGGUUGCACCAUGUACCUCCUCAACAUGACCUCACAACAAUGGCUCACAGAGGAUGAAGUCGACCGUCCGAUCUGGUGGCACUUCCUGACCGUGGUCAUCCCAGACAACAUGACCUAUCCUGAUGCCGGGUUUUUGUUUAUAGACGGAGAUAACAAUGACCAUCCGGAAAGCCUCCCAUCGCAUGGUGACAACUUCGUCUCUCUUGUCAACAUGUUUGCAGUUGGAACGGGGAGUGUUGCUGCAAACUUGAAGCAGGUCCCCAAUGCUCAUCUGGUGUUCAAGAAAGAUUCAAGUAAAAGGCGACUGGCGGAAGACGCCCUCAUCGCAUACACACAAAGACGUUUCUUAGACGAUCCUAACCCGGAAUGGAUAGUCAAUAUGCCGAUGACAAAGGCGUCUGUGAGAGCAAUGGACGCAGUGCAAGACUUUGUUAAGAACAAGACGGGAAAGCAGCCAGAGAAGUUCAUGGUGGGUGGGGCGUCAAAGCGCGGUUGGACCACGUGGGCUACUGCUGCGGUAGACAAGAGGGUGUUCGCCAUGACUCCUAUCGUCUUUGACCUGCUGAACGUACAAAAGACGCUUCACCACUACUACAGAGUGUUAGGAGGCUGGUCCUUCGCUUUUAAAGACUACUAUUUCUACAACCUCAGUGCCAGUCUGGAUGAACCAAACUAUGAAAAGAUGCGCACCGUUAUAGACAUGCUUGAGUACACGGAUCGUCUGACGAUGCCUAAGUACCUUAUCGGCACGGGAGGUGACGAGUUCUUCAUGCCGGAUGAUUCCUACUUCUACUGGCACCAGUUGGAAGGAGAGAAAUAUAAAAGAUUGAUACCCAACGCUGACCACCUUUGUGUUGGCCACGAAAUCAGC